Scomber scombrus (Atlantic mackerel) is the source of this 3763-nucleotide messenger RNA. RefSeq lists its product as uncharacterized. Lineage: Eukaryota; Metazoa; Chordata; Actinopteri; Scombriformes; Scombridae. The coding region runs from base 1 to 3345 and encodes 1114 amino acids. The transcript is spliced from 24 exons. Gene Ontology annotation, molecular function: protein binding. The record is from RefSeq and is a predicted model, not a curated record. Gene Ontology annotation, cellular component: cytoplasm. Gene Ontology annotation, biological process: regulation of apoptotic process.
AUGCAGGAAACUGUGGAGCUGAUGCUGCAGACGUACAGUUGGAAGUGUGUGGAGGUGACCAAAAAGGUUUUAAAGGAAAUUAACAGGACUGAUCUGGUGCAGAGGUUGCCAGAUAUCAGCUCAAGAACUAAAAAAAAACUCUCAGUGGAUGAACACUUGUCUGCACUGAUCCACAAAGUAGCAACAAAGACGGCUGUGAGAGAGCUGCUUUUAGAAACACUGAAUUAUUUGAGUGAUCAGGAGCUGAAUAAAUUCAAGUGGCUCCUGCCGUUCACUCACUUCAAAAAGGGCCGUCCAUCCAUCCCACGGAUUGAGCUGGAGCUGGCAGACAAGACAAAAGUAGUGGAUCUAAUGAUGGAGAGGUGUGGCCAACAGUCUGUGGAGGUGAUCAGGGAGGUUUUCAUGGACAUUAAGAGGACUGAUCUGGUGCAGAGUCUGCCAGAGACCAGCUCAGGACCCAAUGAGAAACAGUCUGUGGAUGAACAGUGGCCUGCACUGAUCCAGAAAGUAGAAACAAUGACGUCUGUUAUAAAGCUGCUUUUGGAAACACUGGCUGAUUUGAGUGACGGGGAGCAGCAGCACUUCAAGCAAGUCCUCCAGAUUCAAAGUUUUGUCUAUGAACCCUACACAGAGAUCCCAUGGUCGAUGGCCGACAUGCAGGACAUAGUGUUUCUAAUGGUGAAGACCUUCGGCCAACAGUCUCUUGUGAAGACCAAGGACAUUUUAAUUCAGAUAAACAGGAGAGAUCUGGUGCAGAGACUUUCAGCCAGCAGCUCAGGACCCAAAAAAAAACUCUCAGUGGAUGAACACUUGUCUGCACUGAUCCACAAAGUAGCAACAAUGGGAGCUGUAAGAGAGCUGCUUUUAGAAACACUGAAUGAUAGGAGUUAUCAGGAAAUAAAGAAACUCAAGUGGCUCCUGCAGUUCACUUAUUUCAAGAAGGGCCGUCCAUCCAUCCCAUGGAUUGAACUAAAGCCAGCAGACAAGACAAAAGUAGUGGAACUGAUGAUGAAGACAUGUGGCCAACGGUCUGUGGAGGUGAUCAGGGAGGUUUUCAUGGACAUGAAGAGGACUGAUCUGGUGCAGAGUCUGCCAGAGACCAGCUCAGGACCCAAAGCUGCAGGAUCAACAGUUGAAGCAUUUGGUGUAAAAACCACAGAGGGAGAGAAACAGUCUGUGGAUGAACAGUGGCCUGCACUGAUCCAGAAAGUAGAAACAAUGACGUCUGUUAUAGAGCUGCUUUUGGAAACACUGGCUGAUUUGAGUUACAAAGAACUUGAUAACUUCAAGUGUGUUCUCCCAGAUCAUUUGAGCUUCACAAGUAGGGAUUUUGACAACCGUUGGAGGCGGCUGAUGGUAACAGACAUGCAGGACAUAGUGUUAAUUAUGGUGCAAAUGGACGGCCAAGAGUUUAUUGAGGUGACGAAGAAGGUUUUUAAGGAAAUGAAGAGGCCUGAUCUUGUGCAGAGGCUGUCAGACAGCAGCUUGAGACCCAAAAAGAAACACUUCAUGGACGAACAGCUCUCUACAGUGAUCCAGAAAGUAGCAACAAUGGCAGCUUUUAAAGAGAUGCUUUUGGAAACCCUGAAUGAUUUGAGUUAUCAGGAGUUCGAGAAAUUCAAGGAAGUCCUGGAGUUGACUGUCUCCCAGGAGGACCUACAAGACAUCUCAGUGAGGUUCAGAAGCAGAGCAGAAAUAGUGUAUCUGAUGUUGCAGAACUACGGUCAACACUCUGUUGAGCUGAUGAAGAAGAUUUUCAAAAAAAUUUACAGAUCUGAUCUGGUUCAGAGGUUAGACACCAGCUCAGGAAACAAAGAGAAGCAGAAGUCUUCACUGUCCCAGAAAGACAUAAAAAUGACACCAGUUAAGGAGAAGCUUUUGGAAACACUGGGAGAAUUACGCUCUGGUGACCUCGAGGAAUUCAAAUUGUUCCUGCAGCACCUUCAAAUAAAAGAUCUACCAAGAAUCCCGAGUGUCCGAAUAGAGAGGACAGACAGCACAGUUGACCUAGUGGAUCUGAUGGUGGAGAUCUGUGGUCAACAGUCUGUGGAUGUGACCAGGGAGGUUUUAAAGGACAUGGACAGAAUGGAUCUGGUGCAGAGUUUGUCAGACACCAGCUCACCAUCCAAAGGGCCUUCAAGAAGUUUGGAGUCUGGGGCUCAUGGAGGCAUUAUGGACUCCAGUGACUGGACUAAACUUGAACCCGAAGUGAACAGUACAGAUGCAGAUGAUGCUCCAACUUACAAUCUCCAGUCUGAAGCAGGAAAGUUUGAAUGCAGUGUUUCUGACCUGCGAUGGGUCAGUGAAGAAAAGGUCAGCUUUAAGUACCAGUUCUGCUCUUGGGAAGGACACAUGGAGAGAAUGGAAAGCUUACAAUACAUGCCUGCAGGUCCCCUAAUGGACAUCACAGUCACUGCUGGGAAGUUAAAGGAAGUGUACCUGCCUCACUGGAUCUGCACAGAUGACAACCCUGAAAUACUUGACAAGUUUGCAGUCCUACACAUAGAUGACUGUGGAGAUGUUGUUGAAGACGCGUCUGAGGUCACAUCAUCCCACGUCAAGUUAUCUGAACCAAUUUUCUCUCCAAGAGCGGUCCUGAUGAAACUUGGCUUUCCUGUGAAGAUAAACUGUAAAGUUUUAAUAUACUGUGAACCAAAUAUAACGUCCCUCAGGCUACAUGUGUAUCUGAUCCCAAAGGAUCCUGCUUUAGAAAAGACAAUGAACAAGAAGAAAUCUUCCAAAGGAUACAAAUUCAUUGAAAAGCCACGUCCAGACAAGUACCUGAAAAUGGAACAAGAAUUUGUCCUCAAAGCAGACAUAGACACAGCAAAAAUCUCCCCUGAGAAAGUAACCCUCAGGCAUGACAGCCAGGACCCAAAUUUCUAUGAAGUGUACAUUAAAAAUCCAGACAGAGACUUCAACCUUACACUCUCACACUCUUGUACAAAUAAGUGCAAACCAGAGUGUAAACCAGUGUGGACCUGUGAAAUUCAAGAAGAUAACUACAAACAGUCUGGUAAUUCAGAAGAUGUUGGAGCAACUGGUGGAAAUACCUUGGAAGAAGAGGAACACACUGAGGAUGAACUAUCUGCCCUGGUCCAGAAGACAGCAACAAUCACAACGGUUAAAGAGAAGCUUUUCAGAAUGCUGCAACGUUUGACAGAGGAUGAUUUUAGAGUCUUUAAGUGGUUUUUGGAGAACAAAAUCCCAAAGAGCAAACUGGAGAGUGCAAACAGGACACGUGUGGUGGAUCUGAUGGAGCAGACCUACAACCAACAGGCUGUGGAGGUGACCAAGAUGCUUUUCGAGAAAAUGAACAGGAACGAUUUGGUGAAGCUGUUGUAAAAACAACAGCUCAGGAUCCAAAGAUACAUUAUGGGAGAAAAAAACACAAAAAAACACAGAAGUGGACUGUUGUUUUUGCAAUUUUGCGAUGUAUGCAAGGUGUUUUCUUCAGUGUUACUCUUUAUGUAAAAAUCACUCAGGGCGGGGUUGCUAAUGUAAGAACAGAUUUAGAUUUUGUUUCAAAACAUUCGAGGACUUCAGGAUGCCUGCUUUAUAUCUAUGAGGCAAAUAUACUGUUUUCAUUCAGUUCAUGAGUCACUGUAUCUAUUAAAUGACUCUUUUACUGCUGAUUUUCAGAUUUUGCUCCGAUGGUUCUGCCCCUCUGCUCACUAUUUGAAGUGUUUUGGUGCAUUUUGAUGAUUGUUGCAUUUGGGUAACAGAGCAAAGUAUUUGUUUAUUUGAAAGAUAAAAUCAUUUC